GCUGGAAAUUUUUAAAUUUUUAUUUUGGAGUGAAAAAAAAAAAAGUUAAGAAGAUUUAAAUUUAAAAAAUGAAGACAAAAAUUUUGUAUUUAUUUUUUGUCAUACUUGGCAUCGGUAUUGGGAUGGCCGAAUCGACGAACGAGGAAUUGACCAGUAAGGAUUUAAAUUCCAGACGAGAUAAUCCAGUUACUGAACUUGUCGACUAUAUAUUGAGUUACAACGGACAAGGAAGGACGUUCGGGAUUAAAAGAUUGCAAUUUAUGAUGAUGCCGAUGAUAUUUAAAAUGGGUGUGAUAAUGACUUUGUUGGUUGUCUUGACUGUUGUUUCGUUGAAGGGGUUAACUGUUGGAAUAAUACUGCUGGUGUUAAAACUGAGUUCACUUUUCGGCAAAUUUUACGCAUCAUUCCAGUCACAGAAAGCAACAUGGACGCCGCCGGCCCCACCGGUUCAUUUUCACGUUCAUAAUGACCCUGGUUAUAGUCACUACGAUAAUGGAUGGGAAGCACCGGCAGCUGAUUAUUAUCAUAAAGGACAGCAUCCUGUCCAUCCUAUACAACAUCCUCCCCAUGGAUAUUAGUCUCAAUUUUUUUUAUUUCUUAUAUUUAUUUAUUUAUUUAUCACGCGGCCAUAAUUAGCUAAUUUAGUUUUUUUUUGUAAGAAAAAAAAUUAAUUAGAUGACGUAAUAAUUAGGAGUUCAAUCAUUGAACAGUUAGAUAGUUUGUAAGUAGAACUAUGUGCUAUAUAUAAUUUAGUAAUUGAUGGCAGCUUUUUGAGGUCUUUGAAUUUUUAAAAAGCUGCCAUAGAUAUUAAAAGUUGUAAUUGUUUUUUUUAAGACUUGACCAAAGGUAUUUUAAUUAUUUUUUUUGUUUAAGGUCUGUUUUUAUGUGAAUAACUAUUUUGUAAAUUUAAAUUUUAAGUAAUUCAGAAAUUUAGCCUUAAAGAGUCUCAUAAUGGAAUUUCAAUUUUCUAUGGAAAAAUUUUCAUUAGUUAUUGAAUUUUAUUUUUUAUGAAAACAAUUUUCA
This is a messenger RNA of Microplitis demolitor, 1023 nucleotides long. RefSeq lists its product as uncharacterized. The coding region runs from base 69 to 578 and encodes 169 amino acids. The record is from RefSeq and is a predicted model, not a curated record. Lineage: Eukaryota; Metazoa; Arthropoda; Insecta; Hymenoptera; Braconidae. The transcript is spliced from 3 exons.